GCGCUCCAGAGCUGGUACUUUUUGGGAGGUCCGUCCGCUAACCGGCCUGCUUCUGGACCUGGACCCGCCCCUGCAGAAGGCCCUAUUACUUGGCCUUGGUACCAUCAUGGCAUAGCGAGCUUGGAAGUUGAAAAUUUCCCAGUAAUCCCGUUAAUAUUCCGCCCCUAAUGCGGUGCUAUUGCCGUCCAACAAGCAUACUUGGCCAACGGGGUGGCGCCUGAGCGCAACAGUUUGCAUGCAGAGCAGAAACCAUGCAUCGGCUCGAGAAAGUAGAGCAGAUACCUCGGUGCCAUGGGGUAAGAUUACAUGCAGGCGCUACUCGUUUUGCGGAGAAGCCUGUAUACUAUAAAGAGACCCAGUAUUCCGGAACUCUUGCGCAUCGUUGCAAAUCGGCCAUCAAGUGGAGAGCAUUUCCCUUUUUUUGCUCCACAAUUCUAAUUCUUCUCCAGUUCUUGCCAGCGACAUAUUCACGAUGGCGGAAAAGAGUGAAGACAUGGGCGCUGUGACGCACCAGUUGAGUGCAGUUGACGAUGACAUGAACAAGCAUGCGAACGUCAAGGAGGCCAAUGUAGCUUCAGUAGCUCUCACCGCUGCUAUCGAGGCAGAGAAGCCGAAGCUAUGGUCCCGGGGCAUGAUCCAGCUGUACAUGAUCAUGGGCGUUGGCUACCUCGUCUCUACGCUCAACGGCUUCGACAGCUCACUCAUGGGAUCCAUCAACGCGAUGAAAGCCUACCAGAACACCUUCGGAUUGACUGGUGAGGGAUCCAGCACUGGCAUCAUCUUCAUCAUCUACAACCUUGGUCAAAUCGCCGCCUUUCCGUUCUGUGGAUUUCUUGCUGAUGGCUAUGGUCGCCGUGUCUGUAUUGCCGUCGGCUGCGCACUCGUCCUAGUCGGAACCGCCGUUCAAGCUACAGCCCACGAGAUGGGACAUUUCAUUGCCGGUCGCUUCAUCCUCGGAUUUGGCGCAUCUAUCGCCUCUGCUGCUGGUCCCGCCUACACUGUCGAACUCGCGCAUCCUGCCUACCGUGGAACCAUGGCUGGUAUGUACAACAACUUCUGGUGGGUCGGCAACAUUCUGGCUGGAUGGACCACGUACGGAACAAACCUCCACAUGGGCAACUCUUCGUGGGCCUGGAGGAUUCCAACAAUCGUUCAGUGCAUUCUACCGACCAUUGUCAUGGGCUUGAUCAUGUUCUUCCCAGAAACGCCGCGUUGGCUGCUCGCCCAUGACCGCAGGGAGGAGGCCAUCGCCAUCAUGGCAAAGUACCACGGAAACGGCAACCCCAACUCUCCCAUCGUCCAGCUCCAGCUACACGAGAUUACCGAGGACUUUGCUGUCACUCGCAAUGACAACCCCUGGUGGGACUUCCGUGAGCUAGGAAACACCAAGGCCGCACGCUACCGCUUGGCCAUGGUCAUCGCAAUGGCUUUCUUCGGUCAAUGGAGUGGUAACAACGUCGUCAGCUAUUUCAUGCCCGCCAUGGUCAAGAACGCUGGAAUCACUGAUCCCAACAAGCAACUUCUCAUCAACGCCAUCAACCCAAUCUUCAGUAUGUUGGCAGCUAUCUACGGUGCCACACUCCUCGACAAGCUCGGUCGACGAAAGAUGCUCAUGGGCGGUCUCUGGGGCGGUCUCUUCGCCUACGUUCUCCUUACUGCCUUUACCGCCACCGCUACCCCGGACAACAACCUCGCCUACGGCACCAUCGUCUCCAUCUACCUCUUUGGCAUCUUCUUCGCCUGGGGCUGGACUCCCCUCCAAACCCUCUACGCCGUCGAGUGUCUCGAGAACCGUACUCGUGCCAAGGGUUCCGGUCUCAACUUCCUCUUCCUCAACGUCGCCAUGGUGGUCAACACCUAUGGUAUCUCUGUUGGAAUCGAGAAGAUUGGCUGGAAACUUUACCUUGUGUAUAUUGUGUGGAUUUGCAUUGAGAUCGCGCUCAUCUUCUUCUUCUUUGUCGAGACAGCUGGCAAGACGCUUGAGGAGCUCAAGGAGAUCUUUGAGGCGCCUAACCCAAGGAACGCUAGUUUGAGGAGGGCGAAGGUCGAGAUUGAUGAGACGGGGCAUAUUCACAACAUACAUGAGUAGUGGCACUAUAGGUGCAGGGCUGCGUUAUGAUGCUUCAUGGUAGGACGAAGCUUGACUUGAAUGUAAUGACACUUGACGACUUGGGUCUCAUCGUAAGAAUCAAAUCGCCUUAGGCAUGCC
Messenger RNA from Alternaria rosae, 2209 nucleotides. RefSeq names its product lactose permease. Gene Ontology annotation, cellular component: membrane. Gene Ontology annotation, molecular function: carbohydrate:proton symporter activity. Lineage: Eukaryota; Fungi; Ascomycota; Dothideomycetes; Pleosporales; Pleosporaceae. The record is from RefSeq and is a predicted model, not a curated record. The coding region runs from base 473 to 2089 and encodes 538 amino acids. Gene Ontology annotation, biological process: carbohydrate transport; transmembrane transport. The transcript has 3 exons.